GUACUCGUUGUUUCAAAGCGGGGCUCCCGGCUCACAGUAUUUCCAUCCCCUGGUUUCUCCCGCCUCGUUCCCCAAGAAAUCCCCAAAUUCGUUACCGCCGACAUGCCGCCGCCACACCGUCUCCUCCUCCUCGUCGCCAUCGUCGCCGUCCUCGGCAGCACCGCAAAUACCCUUCCCGUCCCCGGUCCCGCCGAGCUCACUGUCAGCUCGCACCCGCCGGCCUCCCUCCACCUCCCCCCAGCAGUACCCGUUGCUGGGGAGGAGGGCCGCAGCGGUGCUCCCUUCUGCACGCGUAUCCACCUUCGCGGCCACGACUCCCGCCUCCGCGACCCGUCCCGCUUCUUCCACGCCCUGCGGGUCCGCGCCAACACCUCCCGCCCCAACGCCCUCGAGCUCUGCUUCCACCGGAAUGCCACAGUGGGGCCGUGCAAGUGCGCGUCAUUGCUGUGGCAGAAGGUGCCCAAGAGUGGGCUCUGGGCACAGUCCAUCUCGCCGUAUGAUCACCGGAUUCUUGAUUUUCGGAUGCCGUCAGACCCUGCAAGGUCCAUCCUAGUGUCCACAGAGGAAGAGUUCUUGCUCCAUAGAGUGGUGUUCCUUGUCCUAGGGAUGGUGCUGAUGAUGGCAGCCCACACGCUUAGUCAGUCUGUAGUUUUCUACUAUGGUGGAGCAAUGACAAUUGGCAUUUUUCUUGUGGUACUGAUUAUACUCUUUCAGGGGAUGAAGCUCUUACCCACUGGUAGAAAGAGUUCUCUUGCUAUUUUUGCAUACUCUUCAGUUGUUGGCAUGACAACAUAUUUUCUGCACUAUUUGUCGGGACUGUUGCGUUCAAUGCUUGUGGAAAUUGGAAUUGCAGAAGACAUGCAUAAUCCUCUAGGUAUAUUCCUUCUCGUAUGUGUCAUCUUAGCUGGUGCCUGGUUUGGUUACUGGGGUGUCCGUAAACUCAUUCUGACAGAAGAAGGAUCCGUUGAUGAUGGUGUGGCUUAUUUUGUUGAGUGGGCUAUCUUGAUUAUUUCUGCUGUCAUGAUUCUCCAGAGUUCUUUGGACUAUCUAUUUGCAUUUGCAGCUUUAAUCUGUUGCAUAAUUAUCAAGAUUAUUUCAAGGAUUGAGGGAAAGCCAGAAUUUUUAUGUCAUUUAUCAAGUGGACUUUUCAAGGGCACCGCACGUGAAGAUUUGGGUGAAGGGUAUACCAGCCUAAAUGGAGUUCACCAAGAUGGGUUUGGCAAGCUUCAUGGUGAAUACCUUAAACGUACACCAAGAAGAAAUCCGCCUCUUGCAGGCUCAGGGAAGAAGAUGGCAUCGUCACAAAGUCUUGCUAGGGACAACUACUACUCCACCUUCCACACUACCCCAGAGAGGAGAAAGUUCUCAAAGGAGGAAUAUGAAGCAUUCACCAGGGAAGAGACAAAAAGGGGUAUGGAAGAGUUGCUGUCCUCACCAGAUUUCAACAGGUGGGCACUAGCCAAUGCGGACAGGAUUUCAGUGGCUCCACCAGGAACUCGACACAAUAACAGCAGCCAACAGCGACAUCGUUUCCUUGGAUUGUUCUAAGCUAUUGCAUGCAGUUGCAAGCUUGCAGCAACACAUGUGUUCAGUGAUUCUAUGUGGCUUGCAGGCUUGCACCAACACAUGUGUUCAGUGAUUAUACGUGGCUUAAGUACCGACGAUAGGAUAGCAGCUGAAUGUUUCCACGUUUAUUAGUGAAAAACAAAUUCACAGUAGGUUAGUCUUAGAUCAAAACAUCAGUUUAUCUUGUUCUUUCUAUGUGCUUUAUGAAUCUCAAGUAAUUUUCAAUUGUAUCACUGCAUGUCAUCCCUCGGCAUGGGGAAUGGAAUGAAGACAACAUCCAAUGCUAGUCAUAGAAACCAGAGACAGUUGAAGUUGCCAAAGAUUCAGCCUUGUCCUGGGAAAAUGAUUCCAUUGUUGUUAUGUCUGUAAGUAGUUGAAUUAUGGCUCCGCGAUGGAAUGAGAAACCUACUUUUUCUUAAUUUUGUUGUAAAGAGAAACUAGUCGAACUGUUGCAUGUAAAUUAAUUGACAGUAUUUUUUAUGACUUCAUGUUGCUGAAGUGUACGACGAAUGAAGUACUCA
Brachypodium distachyon (stiff brome) is the source of this 2087-nucleotide messenger RNA. RefSeq lists its product as uncharacterized. The record is from RefSeq and is a predicted model, not a curated record. Bases 103 to 1548 code for a protein of 481 amino acids. NCBI's taxonomy places the organism in Eukaryota, Viridiplantae, Streptophyta, Magnoliopsida, Poales, Poaceae. The transcript is spliced from 11 exons.